Molecule: messenger RNA, 5121 nt
Organism: Sphaeroforma arctica JP610
Lineage: Eukaryota; Ichthyosporea; Ichthyophonida
Exons: 3
Coding region: 153-4187 (1344 amino acids)
Source: RefSeq, a predicted model, not a curated record
CACUCAUCAAAACUCACAAUUCAUUUGAUGUCGACAAUUCGAAUACGGUGUCGUACAUUGUAUAUACAGUAUAUUGUAUACAAAUCAUCGAGAUUCAACGAACAAGGCCUUCAAAAACGUUUGUUGAAACGCCAACCUACAUAAAAUAGUGCAUGUCUGACGCAAGUUUUGAGAAAUGUUUGGGCAAUACAGAAGGAAGUAUGAGUAACCCCGCGCAAACUCCACAAUCAGAAGAAAAGCCUCAUAUAUGCAAACAUGCGGAUGAGCAUACAAUCAGUAACACAGGUACCGAAGAUACCUGCACACACAUCGAUAUAGACUAUACUCAAGCGUCACAUCGUUUGUGCUCAACAACGGAGCAGACAGACCUGCUCCACCCAACUACACAAGCACUUGAUACAACCUUAACAGGGAUACCAACAAGGCAGAUUAAUAUGAAAGACACGCUAUCUAAAAAAGUCUCUCAAAAUGACAAACGCAUGUCCACCGAUACACUAGGUCCGCACACGUCGUCAAAGGGUAAUUUCCACAGGGUACAACGCCUGAGUCUGCUUAUUGGUCUGCUGGCCUACUUCAUAUCGCUCUCAAUCUGUGCCUUGGUGGUAUUGUAUGAAGUAAACGUGUUCGAUGAUGUUUCUCCCGUGAAGAUAGCAGUGCCGGUGGCUUCCAGCUUGGUACGCUAUAUCAACGACACAGUACCAUGCUCAGAUUUAGUGGACGAGUACACAGAUCACGUGGUGAAUAUUUUAGAAGAAUCAGGGUACGAAAACAAGACACGGAACGAAAUCGCCGAUUAUAUAGCGGAACAACUGGGCUACACCCGUCAUUUGCAUAACGCAUUGGUUUUAGCUGGAGAUAAGGACAUGGCCAGUGCCGCUGUCGGCAUUGUCAUCACCGACUACUUGGAGGGAAAUUAUGAACAGUACAAUAACACACAACAGUUGCGGUCUGAUAUCACGGCAGCGGUUGGGGAUGACGCCACUCUGUGCCUUCAAGUGGCGACACUCUUGGCACUGAAUACAGGUAGUAGCAUGGAAUAUAACGCAGAAGUCGAUGAUCUGACUGAAUCGUUAGGCACCGAACUGACUGAUGCACUAGGCCUCGGUGACCUCUUUGGCUAUACCAGACAAGUAUAUUUGUUGCAAGCCAAAGAGGAUGGGCUCGAUGGCAUGUUCAUAGUGUGCACGUUGUGUUACACCCUCGCAGAAGUCCUGUUCGUGGUGGUCGGCAUAUUGGUAUACAAGUACCGGAGCGAGCCAGAAAUCUUUUCCAGGCAUCGAUUUUUCCUCAUACACUUUAAUGUCGGUGGACUAAUUGUUCCUCCAGCAGCUCUACUACUAGUCGCCGUAUCCACAGCACAAUUGUCUCUGGACUACAAAACGAACGAUACACUCUACACCGUGUUUGGUGCGGUGCUGAGUUUGAUCGCGGUGAUGGGUCCGAUAAGCGCCGUAUUUUUGAGGCAGCGUUUUAUGUAUCAGGUGUUCUGGAAAAGCGGGCCCAAUACCAGCGAUGCGCACUACUUCAUCAUGCUGCCGUGGUAUCUGUUGCUCUCACUCGUUAUCAUUGCCACCGAUGUUGUGAGCCACUAUAUAGACGCUGACCGGUCUGCCACGCAGUACAUCAGCUACAUCCCCAUCUACAUAGUGGCGGUGAUUUUGGGCAUAGAGUUCUCGUACUAUGUCUGGCGUGUGCGUCAUUCGUCCCACGUGUUUGUGGAUGUGUGGCAAGCGUACCGCUUCCUCAUCGCCUGGCUGCUGUCGUUCUUGAUAUUCCACUUUGCCGUCGCCCACCGCAACAGCAUGGCAUUGGGAUCUGUGUCGGCCACGCUGCACCUCGUGGCCUGUUUGGUCGCUGCCUACGUUGACUUCUUCCUCUUACCUAUCCUCAAGGUGUUCGGCCGACGAAAUGGUCUGCAUAUCUUAGAAGGUUAUGACUUCGCGGGGUGUACCUUAGGGAUCGAUUUUAACCAUGUAGAGCUGGUGCUGGACGAUCCCGAGGCCUGUGCGCUAUUAUUAGAUUUCUUGCGCAAUCGGGUCUGCAGCGAAGGGGUCGAGUUUCUGAUUGAGCUGCGAGACCUGCAGCUGCUGUAUGAGUUGGAGAACAAGUCACAUGCUGAGUAUUGGGAAAGGGUUAAGCACAUUUCGGAUACGUACAUCUACCCACAAUGCCUGAACCUUUCAUCGCAGUGUCAAAAGACAUUGGCGAGCAAACUCAGAGAACUGCGUGCACAUCUCGAUAAAACCGAGGAGAAGAGUCGCCAGACGCCCAAGGCAUCAAGGCGUAGAACACACAUCUCACAGCAAUCGCCGCAGGUACAUCAUCCAUCCACAAUACAGGAGCACAAACGCCAAUCUCAGUCACAAUCACAAGCCACACUAGAACAGUCCUCGUCCGAAGCGUCACCCCUACCUGUCGUAGUGACAUCACAGUCCUAUAUAUCGUUUCCCUAUCCCCCGACCGAGUCACACGUACGAUCAGAAUCCUGUGACGGGGAUUUGGAUGGUGGUAUCGUUACAGCCAAUGAGAGCGGCCACCCAGGUCUAUUAGAGGGCCUUCCUUGCCCUGCAAGUAGGACCUGCCCUACCAGUCGCACGUGCCCCCCGGCACCCACAGGCUUGGCCACGCAAAUCAGUGCACCUGGGGGGCUGGUAUCGGUCCGCUCGAGUCAGUCCAACCAGACCCAAAGCCGAGGUCCAAUGAGUCCUAUAACGCGGUCGUUGCACCGGGCGCACAGUGGGUUCAAGAGUGGUCUAGUAACGCUCGACAGCCAACUCAAGAACACCCACGGUGAUGGCGCGGAGUACGAGCAAGCACUCAAGGCCAUUGACUGGGGAGAGGUCGUCCGCUGGUUUGACAGUGCGAAGAAGGAGCUCACUGACCUGCUGCUGGGUGGGCAGCUGAGAGAGUUCUGCACACAGUCACAGAUGCGUAUGUUGAUACAGAAGCGCAUUGCGCAGAACAACACGCUUAUGGAACACAGAAUUGUACAGAGUAACACCAUUGACGGAGAGUCACCCUCGCCCCAGCCCGUGCAGAAGGUGGGCAGUGUGGGAGAGAUAGGCAUGCUGGAUAUCGCUAUGGGUGAGCGGAGUGUUAGUGUGCACAAGAAGCGCAGCACAAUUACGGAGGAGAUGUGCACGACUUUGGUGCACGAUGGCGCAGGGGACGCACACGCAAGUAUUCACGUCAGCCACGAUGGCCGGCCACAUCGACAUGACAGCAAACACAACCGCACCAGCAACAGCACGUUGGAUGACGAUCUAGUGAGUACGGGUAGCAUGGGAUCAAAUAACACGCUGCACAGUAGUUCAUUUAAUAUGAGCGAUCACCCGCGGCUCUUGCCGUCGAGCAACAGAGAGGUCACGGCGAGUGUCACUCGCGUCUUGUCGUCGAGAUUAGACCAGCUCACAUCCACACGACACGCCAAGCGCACCUCACACCCAUACCAACAGACACACCCACACACGCUUUCUCACACCUCGCGCAGUCUGUCCGCGCUGCCGACGUACCUGCGCUCUAGUGUUGCACACGAAAGAAACCCCUCAUACGACAGAGAACGGGAUGGAGAUAUAGCCAAGCACAGUUUCAAUGCUAGCUCGACGAAUAGUGGGCGCGAGCGCUUACGGGCACGCAGAGGCAGCAUAAAUGGGCCUGGCGCACGCUCGGACAUACGAGCACAGACACAGGCACACCCGCGCACAUCUUUGUCUUCUAACGUGCGGAUGAGCGCUGAGAGUGUUUUGUGGAAUGAGCUCGCCAUUGCCAGCCAGAAUAGCUUCUGUAGUCUACGCGUGGUCAGAACCAGUAGUAUUGCGUCAGUAGAGAAAGGGGGUGGCACAGGCAGUCCAAUCCAUCCCUCAGCCAUAGCCAAGCCUGACGGAGGACCGGGUAAGGCCGAGAAGCUACCUACCUCGAAUGUAAGUAGAGCUUGCAGCACGGGGGGCUUACCCACCUCUUCGCUGUGUGCAUUUGCUCGAGAUAUAGCACGCGCUGAUAAGAACUGCACCAAUGUCAGCAGCAGUGUGGGUCCGCAUAGCAGCCUGCUCAAUGCGGCGCAAACCAUUCCGAUGGACGAUGCUGUGCAUAGAGGUGGCGUCAUGUCUCCUGCCAUAGCGGAAUCUGGCCCCAUAUAUAUCAGUGAUGCAGAGGACUCGCAGGACGAGGACAGUACAACUUGUGUAUGAAGGAGGCAGUAUAGACGGGUGUAGAUUAAUACAAACUGUUAUUGAUAUGCAGAAGGGAACGGAAAACAAUGCGGAAUGUUUUUGAAGAGAUUCUCGCAUCUGUGCGUAGCUAUCCAGUCGAAUAGACUGUUGUGUGCCCAAACGAACGAACGUGGGUCAAGACUUCUGAUUUUCGAAGAUGUAGCGCACAUGAUCAUACAUAAAAUGAUCAAACAUAAAAUAUGUAUGGAUAAUGAAGACUCGCUAAUCAGCGCAUUGCUGUUCAUUACAUACACGGACGUAGGCUUGUACGUAUGCAAGCCGACUGUUGGAAUAAUCUAUCUCCAUACCUGGUUUGAGGGUGAACUGUUAACGUUUGCUACAGAGUGCUGUGUAUAGGUGUGCAAGUGGUUGAGCCUUCGGCAAACCAAAUUGAAGCGAUCUGUCGUAAGUAGUGGGAUCGUGUAUCCCAAGCGAUUAUAGCUGGCAUCGACUGUCAGCCAAAGCUCCGCGUGGCUGGUAUACACCGCUGGGUGUCUACCUGCAUAUGAGAGAGAGCCGAAUAAAUUAACACGUCGUGUUCUAUAUUAAAAGUGAUCUGGCAGCACCUGUUUGAUAUUUUACGGACUUUUAAAACUGGGUGCACACCUGUCCAACCAACUAAACGUUUUAUGCGGUGCUGCUAUAGGAAUACGGGGUAUAGAACAUCAAUAUUAUCUAACCCAGAGCGAACCAAUGCCUUGUGCAUCUUUCUAGCAAAGGGUUACGAAGAAGGUUAUCACUUCACACAAAAAUACACGAUCAGUUCUAUCAACUUCGAUGACCGUUCCAUUUUUUAUUAUCAUUCGUAAAUAUUUUCCACACCAUUCUCUGAACAUUUUUUUGUCCUGAAGGACAUCAGCUGUGUUGUUUUUGUUUUUAAAAAAAUAUAAAAAAACAACAAUGAGUAUUUACG